Molecule: messenger RNA, 1817 nt
Organism: Tripterygium wilfordii
Lineage: Eukaryota; Viridiplantae; Streptophyta; Magnoliopsida; Celastrales; Celastraceae
Product: 3-ketoacyl-CoA synthase 19
Exons: 3
Coding region: 388-1686 (432 amino acids)
Biological process (GO): fatty acid biosynthetic process
Cellular component (GO): membrane
Molecular function (GO): acyltransferase activity, transferring groups other than amino-acyl groups
Source: RefSeq, a predicted model, not a curated record
AAGAUUACAGAAUUUCUUCUCCCCUCCUCCUUCCUGCUUCUUCUGAUCUUCUUCACUGUCAACUCUUUCUUCGUUCAGAAUAUAACAAUCGCAGUACUUCUUGUGGAAUUGCAGUUGACAUUGAUGGACUAUGGAGUCAUACUUCGUGGCCGUGAACCCAUUGGGGGUUCUCCGCAAGCCUUGAGGAGAUUGCACGGAGAUUGCACGGAGCUCAUGGUAUUUAUAAAAGAACAAAUCCGUGAACGCAAUCCAUAUUCCAUACGUGAAUAGUGAAAUUUCUGGGCAGUAUCAGUAGUGUAUUAAAAUGGGUAUUUUGAAGGUCCCAGUUUUGUUCUUGACAAAUGGUUCUGUAAGCGGGUUUUCAAGAAGAGACACCAAUGCUGCUACAUGUUACACUAUGAGUGCUAUAAGACCUCCGCCGAUGACAGGAAGCUUGAUACUGUCACCAGUGGAGACAUAGUCAUGAGAAACAGGAACUUGGGCAUUGAAGAAUACAGGUUUCUCUUAAAAACAAUUGUCAGUUCUGGUAUUGGUGAAGAAACUUUUGGUCCAAGAGUUGUGCUUGCAGGCCGAGAAGAAUCACCGACUCUGGAGGAUUCAUUUUUGGAGAUGGAUGAUCUUAUUUUCACCACACUUGAUGGACUUUUUCUCAAGACGGGUGUUUCUCCAUCACAAAUUGACAUUCUUGUUGUCAAUGUCUCUCUGUUCUCCCCUGCACCUUCUCUGACUUCGAGGAUAGCGAACCGUUACAAGAUGAGAGAGGACAUUAAAUUCUUCAAUCUCUCUGGAAUGGGUUGCAGUGCAAGCCUUGUAGCCAUUGAUUUGGUGCAGCAUUUGUUCAAUACAUACAACAAUUCACUUGCUGUUGUUGUUAGCACAGAAUCACUUGGUGCUCAUUGGUAUUGUGGGAAGGAGAAAUCAAUGAUGCUCUCCAAUUGUUUGUUUCGCUCCGGUGGCUGCUCGAUGCUUUUAACCAACAACCGAGCCUUCAAACAUCAAGCCAUGUUUAAAUUGACUAGUAGCGUUCGAACUCAUUUGGGAUCUAUAGACGAUGCAUACAAUUGUUGCAUACAAGUAGAGGAUGAGCUUGGUUAUGGAGGUUUUAGACUCACCAAGAAUCUAACAAAAGCUGCUGCUCAAGCUUUAAAGAUGAACCUCCAAGUCCUUGUCCCCAAAAUCUUGCCAACUUGGGAGCUCAUUAGGUACAUGAUUGUGUCCACUCUUCAACGGAACAAGAACAAAUUAGAGAAGACUAAUGGAGUGACAUUGAACUUGAAGGCUGGAAUUGAACACUUCUGCAUACACCCUGGUGGGAGGGCAGUGAUUGAUGGGGUUGGUGAGGGUUUAGGACUUGGUGGUUAUGAUCUUGAGCCAACUAGAAUGGCACUCCACCGAUUCGGCAACACAUCGGCUGGUGGACUCUGGUAUGUUUUGGGUUAUAUGGAGGCAAAGAAGAGGCUUAAGAAGGGUGACAGGGUUCUAAUGAUCAGUCUUGGUGCUGGUUUUAUGUGUAACAACUGUGUUUGGGAGGUUAUGAAGGAUUUGGAGGAUACUAAUGUGUGGAAAGACUGCGUGGAUCGAUACCCUCCACCUCCAACAUCUUCACUGAAUCCUUUCUUGGAGAAGUAUGGUUGGCUUAAUGAUGAUUCUUUGAGUUCUAGUAUUAAGUUAGAAUUGAAGCCUUGAAGCUGCUAUAAUGUUGAGGUUUUUUUUUUUCCAACUUUGAAAGCUUUUUAACAAUAAUAAAAUGGGGAAGAUUUAUGUAUUACAUACACCACUUUUAUGUUUACUCAAUCUUGUAUUAUUAUAUUGAAAGA